Messenger RNA from Trichoderma asperellum CBS 433.97, 1104 nucleotides. RefSeq lists its product as uncharacterized. Gene Ontology annotation, molecular function: RNA polymerase II cis-regulatory region sequence-specific DNA binding; DNA-binding transcription factor activity, RNA polymerase II-specific. Gene Ontology annotation, biological process: regulation of transcription by RNA polymerase II. Lineage: Eukaryota; Fungi; Ascomycota; Sordariomycetes; Hypocreales; Hypocreaceae. The record is from RefSeq and is a predicted model, not a curated record.
AUGAGCGACAGUCCUGUAUUCGCCGAGUACGGUGGCCUGGGCAUCCACAACCUCCCAGGCCCGUUGUUCCCCUUCGAUUUCUACAAGGAAGAUCCCAUAGCUGUCGAUCCGGGACUGACGCUCUCUCCAUACGCUACCUCACCAGACUCGCCAUUUACCUCUCCAGAACCAAUGCCAUUGCCUUCGCCGCCGAGCUGCAAUGAGUAUUUCGCCGACCACAGAGACAGCAUUGGCAGUCUCGACACAACAACCAUAGCCCCUCACGAGACUGUCACUAACACUGUCGCCGUCAAAAACAGCAGUCACGGCAGCCACAGCAACAAUGCCAAAAGCAAUAACAACAGACCGAGCAAAGCAACGCCCAGCUCAGCAUCGGCAUCGGCAUCAGUAUCAACAUCAACAUCAACGCCAACGGCAGCUCCUCAACCACCCACCAAUACUUCCCCCAUGCUGACAAGGACAAGAAAGGCCUCUUCCCAAAACGUGGAUGCUUCGAGCUCAGCAGCUCAACCUCGCGCUAAGAAGCAAAAGACGGCUGCUUCGGCUCAGUCCAUCACCGUCAAGCAAGAGCCCCAGGAACCUCAGCAACAGCGGCAACGUCAGUCCCCGCCACCGCCGAAACGAAAACCCUCGCGCAGAGGCUCAACGGCAAAGAAGGAAGAUGUUGCCCAACGCACCAAGAAUCUGGAGCGGAAUCGCAUAGCCGCAUCCAAGUGUCGCCAAAAGAAGAAGGAAUGGGUGGUCGAGCUGGAGGAGACCAAGACCAGCAUGGAGCUACGCCACAACACUCUGCGCAUGGAGUACUUCCAGCUGCUCGACGAAGUCACAAGCAUAAAAAAUCAGCUCAUGGCCCAUGCGACGUGCAAUGAUCCUAACAUCAACUUCUGGAUCGAGAAGGAAGCGCUCAAGUACGUUGAGAGAUGCAUGGACCCCGCUCAGGAGCGGCGUCCAUCCAUUGUUGCCAAUGCCGCAUCAGGAUCUUGCACAUUGCCUUCACCGGCAGAGUCUAAUCGGUCUCAGCAGGAGUCACCACUACCCAAGCCCGAAGGCGGCAUCAAUCUUGACUAUAUGCCUGACGAGCUGCUAACUGGUGACUUUGUCUGA